This is a messenger RNA of Myotis davidii, 1650 nucleotides long. It is a transcript of the gene SLC25A14, whose product is annotated as solute carrier family 25 (mitochondrial carrier, brain), member 14. Lineage: Eukaryota; Metazoa; Chordata; Mammalia; Chiroptera; Vespertilionidae. Gene Ontology annotation, cellular component: mitochondrial membrane. The record is from RefSeq and is a predicted model, not a curated record. The transcript has 11 exons. Gene Ontology annotation, biological process: mitochondrial transport. The coding region runs from base 261 to 1238 and encodes 325 amino acids.
GUUGGUUUCAAUGCUUCCGGGUUGGCGCUGCAGUGGUGUUUCCGACUGUGGGAGCCUCGGCUUCCCAGUCGUCCGAUGAACCCGAGCAGCUGAGUCCCUUCCCUGUCUUUCACUCUUCUGGCAUCGUUGGUUUUACUUCUUCGAUUGAACCCUGCUUCCUCGAACCCCCUGGGAGGCCGCCUCCUCAGGCGCCUCCCUUCUCUUCACGAACUCGCUCUGACAGCCGAGGAACUGGCAAGAUCCUGCUACCCAGAGGGUGAAUGGGUAUCUUUCCUGGAAUAAUCCUAAUUUUUCUAAGGGUGAAGUUUGCAACGGCGGCCGUGAUUGUAAGCGGACAUCAGAAAAGUGACACUGGAAGCCAUGAGAUGUCUGGUCUGAAUUGGAAACCCUUUGUAUAUGGCGGCCUUGCCUCUAUUGUUGCGGAAUUUGGAACUUUUCCUGUGGACCUAACCAAAACUCGACUGCAGGUUCAAGGCCAAAGCAUUGAUGCCCGCUUCAAAGAGAUAAAAUACCGAGGAAUGUUUCAUGCCUUGUUCCGAAUCUAUAAAGAAGAAGGUGUAUUGGCUUUGUAUUCAGGAAUUGCUCCUGCUUUACUAAGACAGGCAUCAUAUGGCACCAUUAAAAUUGGCAUUUAUCAAAGCUUGAAGAGAUUAUUUGUAGAACGUUUAGAAGAUGAAACUCUUCUAAUUAAUAUGAUCUGUGGGGUAGUGUCAGGAGUGAUAUCUUCCACUAUAGCCAAUCCCACCGAUGUACUAAAGAUUCGAAUGCAGGCUCAGGGAAGCUUGUUUCAAGGCAGCAUGAUUGGCAGCUUCAUUGAUAUAUACCAGCAAGAAGGUACCAAGGGUCUGUGGAGGGGUGUCGUUCCAACUGCUCAGCGGGCUGCUAUCGUUGUGGGAGUAGAGCUACCAGUCUACGAUAUUACAAAGAAGCACUUAAUAUUGUCCGGGGUGAUGGGAGACACAAUUUUAACUCACUUUGUUUCCAGUUUUACAUGUGGCUUGGCUGGGGCUCUGGCUUCUAAUCCAGUUGAUGUGGUUCGAACUCGCAUGAUGAACCAGAGGGCAAUAGUGGGACAUGUGGACCUCUACAAGGGCACUUUGGAUGGUAUUUUAAAGAUGUGGAAACACGAGGGCUUUUUUGCACUCUAUAAAGGAUUUUGGCCAAACUGGCUUCGACUUGGACCCUGGAACAUCAUUUUUUUUAUCACAUAUGAGCAGCUUAAGAGACUUCAGAUCUAAGGACUGAAUUACAUGUGAGCCAAGCCCUGCCAACCUUUCUACUCUUUUUCCCUUUUCCUUCUUCAAAUGUAUUUUGACAAAGUUGUGAGUGUUUACUGAACCAUUGGUCUCCUAAGGGCCUCCUGAUGGAAGAACAAUAGAUAGGAUUGUUCAAAAUUGUUCAGUUGUUUGUGUUACCAUGUUAACUUCCCUGAGAGGAAGUGUUAACAUUGAGAUUCUGGCACCAGAUUGGUAUCUUCUAUGAAGAUGGAUACUGAUGGGUGACAUUCAAAAUGGCCUUCUUUUCAAAUGUGGGUUAAAUGUAGUUGGUUAGCCUCAGACUUGGGUGAGAGCAGAAGGCAUAGACCAGGGAAGUUAUUGCUGUGUAUGUUACAGACCUCGGUUCUCAUUAAAGAAUUUAUUGGAAGAAUUA